AUGGGGAAAAGUUGGGAAGAAAUUCCUUCUGAUAAUGUAGAUUGUCGAUACGUAGAGUUCCUCAACAAUGAGAUAAAUCAGGACACCAAGAUCUUGCCCAACGUCACUCUUGGUUUCCACAUCUAUGACAGCUAUUCUAGUGCAAACCUGGCCUACCGAGUCACUCUGGACCUCCUCUGCAAAUCCCAAGCAUUUGUUCCCAACUUCAAGUGUGGCCUCCAGAACAAUCUCAUUGGAGUGAUUGGAGGGUUUGAUUCUGAAACCUCCUCAUAUGUGGCAGAUAUCUUGGGCAUUUACAAGAUUCCACAGAUCAGUUACUUUGACACCGGCUCCAUGACCAGUGAUAAAUCCCAGUUCCCCUCUUUCUUCCGCACCAUCCCCAGUAACAGAUUCCAGGCCAUCGGCCUCACUCACUUGGUGAUCCAUUUUGCCUGGAAGUGGGUCGGACUGCUUGCAACGGACUCUGAAUAUGGGCAGCAAGGCAUUGAGAUCGUUCAAGAGGGAAUACUCAAGAAGAGGGUGUGUGUCGCCUUCUUGAGCUGGCUUCCUUUAUCACUUGACAUGGCCCGUGUUAGGGAUGUUGUCGGAACAAUAAUGGCAUCCCACGCCCGUGUAAUUGUCGCCUUCUGUGGGUUGGAGAUUCACCCUCUACUUCUUGAACUGUACCAGCAGAAAGUGGAAGGAAGGGUGUUGCUGUGUUCGGAGGCCGUUAGCCAGGCCAGUACCUUCAGAGACCCAAAGGCCUUCUUCAUGUUUGACGGUUCGCUCUCCGUCGUUUCUCAUAAAGGACCUGUUCCGGGCUUGAGGGACUUCAUACUUGAGCUCCAACCUGUAACUUCUUCAGAAGACAUCUUCAUCCAGGAGUUCUGGAGCAAGGUUUUCAACUGCUGGUGGAAUCAGAGCUACGUCCAGGAGGAACAUGACAGACGCUACUGUACAGGGAAAGAGAAUUUGAAGAAGGACACAAACCCUUUUGCCAGCAUGCCCGGUUUUGGCUUGACCUUCAGCGUCUACAAUGCAGUCUAUGCCGUUACCCAUGCCCUACAUGACAUGAUGGAACAAGAGGAGCCAAGAGGACCUAAGAGCAUGGUCAACAGAGCACAAGUGGGAUCUCGUGGGUUCAGUCAUUGGAAGUUGCACCAGUACUUAAGGAGAGUCCGUUUCAAGAACAAAGUGGGUGAAGAAGUCUAUUUUGAUGAACAUGGUGACCCUCCUGCCCUCUUUGACGUCUACAACACUCGUCUUGCUUCUGCAGACCACCUCAGACUUGUGCGAAUUGGACAAGUCAGACCUUCCCAAGCUAAAGAGCUGACUAUUAAUGACAGUGCCAUUGUGUGGACUGGAGGCAGAACAGAGGUCCCCAUCUCUGUAUGUACACCAAGCUGCCAAAUGGGUUAUUACAAACUCCACCACUCAGGUUCACCUACCUGCUGUUUCGACUGCAUGCCGUGCGCCCUUGGGGAGAUCUCAAACCAGACCGAUUCUUCCAUCUGCUCAAGAUGCCCUGAAGACCAAUGGCCGGACCAAGGCCAGACAAAGUGCCUACCCAAAAAGGAACUGUUCCUAGCCUUCCAUGAGCCCCUGGGGGCCAGCUUGGCUAGUGCUUCUGUCUGUGGAUCCAUCAUGCCCGUCCUGAUUCUCGCCAUCUUCAUCACACACCGAGAGACUCCACUGGUUCGGGCCAACAGCCGUGAGCUGAGCUACCUGCUCCUGGUUGGACUGGCCCUGAGCUCCCUUUGCUGCCUUCUGUUUCUCGGGCGACCCAGCCACACCUCCUGCUUGUUGCGUCAAGUUGUCUUUGGGAUGACUUUUGCCCUCUGUCUGUCUUGCAUCCUGGCCAAGACGAUGCUGGUGGUGGCAGCAUUCAGGGCAAUAAGCCCCCGUGUCCGCUCAAGGGUCUGGCUCAGUUCCCGGAUGCCUUGUGCUGUUAUUCUGCCAGGCUGCCUCCUCCAGUUCCUGUUAUGUGCCAUCUGGUCCAUGACAUCCCCUCCAUAUCUCAAGAGAACCUCUUUAUCCCCUGCCAUCACCCUGUCAUGUCAUGAAGGUUCACCCACUGCUUUUUGGGGCAUGCUAUCUUAUCUGGGACUCCUGGCCGGGCUCAGCUUAACUGCGGCUUUCUUGGCACGCAACCUCCCUGAAGCUUUCAAUGAAGCAUCACUGAUCUGUUUCAGUUUAUCAGGCUGCUUUGGGGUCUGGCUGGCAUUUGUCCCUGCCUACCUUACAUCUCCAGAAUACUACUCUGCAGCUACUGAGGCCUUUGCUAUCCUUGCAUCCAGUUUAUCCUUGCUUUGUGGGAUGUUUCUUACUAAGUGUUAUAUCUUAUUGUUUCAUCCCCAACUGAAUAACAGAAGGUGCCUUAUGAGAUUGGGGAAACCCUUUGACAUUUUACCCGCUGUAAAAAUAUAUUCUUCAUGA
Messenger RNA from Anolis sagrei ordinatus, 2415 nucleotides. Lineage: Eukaryota; Metazoa; Chordata; Lepidosauria; Squamata; Anolidae. The record is from RefSeq and is a predicted model, not a curated record.